Eimeria acervulina is the source of this 5370-nucleotide messenger RNA. RefSeq lists its product as hypothetical. Bases 1 to 5370 code for a protein of 1789 amino acids. The record is from RefSeq and is a predicted model, not a curated record. Lineage: Eukaryota; Apicomplexa; Conoidasida; Eucoccidiorida; Eimeriidae. The transcript has 13 exons. Gene Ontology annotation, cellular component: nucleus.
AUGGCUGUUGCAGCUUUUCGCAGCUGCUUCGCGCCGCAGGCGCUGCUGCUGCUUUUGCUGCUCCUGCUGCUUUUGCUGCUGGGCUGCAGCAGCAAUCGAGUAGAGGCUGUGCAGCUCUUCCGUCUGUCUCCUCCAGGGCGACAGCAGCACUUGGGCUUUGUUGCUGCUCCUCUUCGCUCUCUAUGUUCGCUUAAGAGGCCGAAUUACCACGCAGUGCAGCAGCAACAGCAGCAACAGCAGCAACAGCAGCAACAGCAGCAGCAGCAGCAAACCCUACGCGCUGUGGCCCGCUCGGCAUCCCCUACAAGGCCGAACGGUGCAGCAGCCAGAAGACGCCGCAAGGGAAUCAGCAGCAGCAGCAGCAGCAGCAGCAGCAGCAGCAUUAGCAGCAGCGGGAGUUGGUUUGAGCUGCUGGGGCGGCCCUAUGUACCGCUGACAGAAGGGGAGCGCCAGCAGCAGCAGCAGCAGCAGCAGGCAGAAGCAGCAGCAGACGCAGCUUUUAGUGUCUCCUUAAAGGAAGCACAAGAUUAUCCCGAAGGGCCUAUAUUAUUUGGAGUGCAGCAGCAGCAGCAGCAGCAGCAGCAAGAAGAAGAAGAAGAAGCAGAGGGGGAACAGAGUCUCAGCAGUCUCCUUGGGGGCCUUAUCGGUGCUCUGCCGCACACUUACAAUGAAGAGACAGCUCUAAAGGAGUUGUCUGCGCUCUCUAGGCGUCCCUUUAAGGGUUUGGAGGGGCCCCCAGGGGGGCCCCCCGGGGGCCCCCUUGAGUAUAACGAGCAGACAUUGCAGCAGUGGCUUGAGGUUGCUGCUGCGCUGCAGGAGACGCCUGUCUCUGUGCAGCAGCAGCAGCAGCAACAGCAGCAACAACAGCAGCAGCUUGAAAGGGAGACAGCAGAACUAAGCUGGCAGCUCAUCCAGGUGUUGCGGCAUGUCCAGCAGCAGCUGCGGCAGCAGCAACAGCAGCAGCAACAGAAACAGCAGCAACAGCAGGAGCAACAGCAGCAGCAGCAAUGCAGCAGUUGCUGCGGUGCAGCUCUAUCUGCUGCACUAGCCGCUGCAGCAGAAAGAAGUGGUGGUGUUUGCUUAGGGGGCCCCCCUGGGGCCCCCAAGGGAGAAGCAAGACAGGGGUCAGGUGUCUCUGCUUCCUUCGCGGGUCCCCAGCUAACACAGAGGCCUCUGCCUUCCGUGCUGGGUGCAGCAAGAGCAGCAGCAACAGCAGCACGAUCUGCUGCUGCUGCUGCUUGUGGCAGCAUUUUGCUGCCUUUACGCUGGUGCUGGAGACGACUGUCCCCCGCGCCGCUAGCUGAUGGAGACACUGAUGCCCCUAAGGCCCAGGGGGGCCCCACAGGGGCCUUUAUCUUGCAAAUGCUGCGGCAGGAAGCAACACCUUCUUGGCUGCAGCUGCUGCAGCAACAACAGCAGCAGCAACAACAGCAGCAGCAGCAGCUGCAGCCUCAAGAUCAGGCGACCCUAACAAGGCUCCUCUCUGUCGGGACUGCUGCAGCGGCGUUCCUAAUGCCUUCCGGCCCCAGAAACAGCAGCAGCAGCAACAGCAGCAGCAGCAACAGCAGCAGCAGCAGCAGCAGAAAUGGGGGGGUGUCGGUUGACUGGGACGGACAAGACGAGGCAAUUUACAGCCGUCUGCUGCAGCUGAAAUUGCUGCUGCUGCAGCAGCAGCAGGAGGAAGCUUCAUUAGUCAAGGGGCCCUUCCGCAUCGGCAGCGCCCAAUGGGCUCGGUCUAUAGUGCAGCAAUAUGUGUGUCUCCUGCAGCAGCAGCAGCAGCAGCAGCAGCAGCAGCGGAAGACAUACUUCGAGGGCUUCAGCCUGAUAGGGCUGCCGCCGCUGCCUCCCCCGGAGGCGUUUGCUGAUCGUUUGCUGCUGUUCUCUCAUCUUCUUUCUGCUCCUGCUGCUGCUGCUACUGGGCGCAGCAGCAGCAGCAGCAGCAGCACUGUUGGCGGUGUCGCUGCUGCCCUCUGCAUUCCGCUGGAGUUGGCUGAGGGACGCCUGCAGCAGCUGCUGCACCGCAUUGUCUCGUCUUUGUCUACCCGUCUCUUCUCUCUGCUCGCCCCCCAGCAACAGCAGCAGCAGCAGCAGCAGCAGCAGCAGCAGCAGGUCUUGCGAGAGGGAGCUGCUGCCCUGCGGGCAGCUGCUGCAGCAUUAGGUGUGAAGACUACCGACACGAAAGCAGUUGCUGCUGCAGUGCUGCCGCUGCUGCACCAGCGUUUGGUGUCUCUUGCUGAGUCGGAGCUGCCUGCAUCUGUCUCCUUGCAGCAGCAACAACAGCAGCAGCAGCAGGAACAGCAGCAACAGCAGCAUUCUCUGUCUGUUGCCUCGCAGCACCAUGGAGCUGCAGCAGCAGGUAGUUUGCUGCUGCUGCAGCAAGGGGCGUCAAGCAUCCUGGGGGGUUUACGUCGCGCUGUUGGUGCAGCAGGUGCUGCUGCUGCUGCUCUUGUAGGCCCUGCUGCUGCAGCAGAGGCCCCCGCAUGCAUCGGUGCCUUAGCAGCAAAAUCUCUUCUUCCUGCAUUAUUUAAAUUUGAGCUUCAGCAGCAAAUUGCUGCGCAUGCAGACGCCAGCCAGUUGCUGCAGACCCCACAACAAGAGACAGAGACACUUCAACCCCCAAAGCAGCAGGGGCCCCCAAGCAAAACAGCAGCAGCAGCAGCAGCAGCAGCAGCAGCACGAACACUUGAGCCGGCGCCAGCACCGGCAUCAACAGCAGCAACAGGAGCAGGUUCAACAGCAACUGCAGCAGCAGCAGCAGCAGCAGCAGGGAGAAGGAGUGGAUUGUUGCAGGUUGAGGAGGCUCGGGAUCUGCUGCAGCUGCAGCAGCAGCAGUUUGUCUCCGCGCUGCAGCUGGGCCUCAGCGCAGUUGCUGCUCCUCUUCGUCGUUGCCUUGAAAUAUCUGCGGAGAUGCAAAACGAAGAGAAGUGCAUGCAGGCAGCAAAACAAAUGCUGCUGCUUGACUACGAACUGGAGCGGCUAGUGGAGACUGCGGUGCCUGCAGCAGGAGCAGGGGGCCCCCUUGAGGGUGCGAGAGGGAGACUGCUGCUGCUGCUGUAUCUGCGGCUGCAUGCAUUGCUAGGUGAGGGCCGAGCAGCAGCAGCAGCAGAGGCGCAGCAGCAAGCAGGAGAAAGCUCUCUCAGCAGCAGCUCAGGGCCUCUGGGGUCUCUGUGGGGCGGUGCAGCAGCAGACGCCCCGCUGCAGCGCUUUGUCCGAGCAGCAGCAGCAGCAACAACAGCAGCAGCAGCAGCCGACGCCUCAGGCGAGACGUCAGGAGACACCCAAGGAGACAAUGCGCAGCACAACAGACUCUCCGCCAGGGCCAGCGAAUACGUGCUGCAGCUGCUGCUGCUGCGACAGCAACAGCAGCAGCAACGCAAGUCCCCUGCUGCAGACUCUGCUGCUGCUGCUGCUUCUGAUGCUGCUGCUACUGAGCGGUGGAAGCAGCUGAAUCGCAUAGACCCGAAACAAGAAGAGGCCCUCAAGGUCUCGCUGCUGCAGCAGGCGCUGCUUGCAGCCGGUGCAGCAGCUGUCAGUACACUGCAGGGCUCGUCCUCAGAUCUAACCAAGAAGCAGCAGCAGCAGCAGCAGGAGAGGCUGCAGCGGCUCUCUAUACCCCUCAAUGUCUUCUACCGCCGCAAGCUGCCGCAGCUGCAACAGCAGCAGCUCGCCACUGCAGCAGCAGCAGACAGCAUUGCGCUGCAAGUCAGAGACGAGGUGCUGCUGCCUGCAGCUGCACGUGUGGGGCUGGCAGAUGCACGCAAGGCAGUGGCUGCUGCUGCUGAGGUGUAUAGGCAGGUGUUUGAGGAGGAGACAGAUGCUGCAGCACCGGAGACAGCAACAGCAGCAGCAGCCCGCAUGCUGCUGCUGCGGGGUUGGCGAGUCGCUCUGGGCCUAACAGCAGCAGAUGUCUCUUCUUUGCAUGCAGAGGCAUACAGGGCGUGGCUGUUGCGGGUGGCUCGCGAGGCGAUGGGGCCCGAAGGGCAGUGGACGCCGGAGGCAGCAGAAGUGAUUGCUGCUGCAGCAGCAAAAGUGGAUAUAACAGAGGUUAGGGCUGCAUGCAGCAGCAGCAACAGCAUUAACAGCAGCAGCAGCAGCAGUAGCAGCAGCAACAGCAGCAGCAGCAGCAGGAUCUGGAUGGGGUGCAUGCAGCGCGCAUGCAAAGAGCAGCAAGAAGGUCUUGCUGCGCUGCAGUCGUGGCUUGCUGCACACCCCACCCCACAGACUCAUAAUAAGAAUGCAGCAGCAGCACAGGCUUCCUUAGGGCCCCACAGCAGUCCCCUGUCUCUCGUGGGGGCCCUCCAGCCCCGACAGCAGCAGCAACAUGCUGCAGCAGAUGUUGCAGCAGAUACUGCUGCUGCUGCUGCUGCUGCGGACCAGACUCAUAAGGGAAGUCCUUCUCUUCAGCUGCUUGAUGCCCUCGCGUCUCUCGUGAGGUUUGCUGAUGAACACAAGUUGUUGCUGCCGGUCUUUAGAGACCCCCGUGCAGCAGCAGCAGCAGCAGCAGCAGCACCAGCACGAGCAGCGGGCCCAACAGUCCUCUCCUUGCUGAAGGCGCUGCCCUCCGCCCAGCCAGCACAACCCUUUGUGAAGGCCUUCGCCAGGAGCGGAGCCCCGCCGGCGCAUCUGUUAGAAGUUGCGCGUGAAGAGGCAAUAAGUGCAGCUUUGAUGGAUUGCAGUUCGAGACCCCGAGAUGCAGCAGCAGCAGCAGCAGCAGCAGCAGCAGCAGCUGCAGCAGGUUUGAGCGGAGCCCCGCCGGCGUAUCUGUUAGAAGUUGCGCGUGAAGAGGCAAUAAGUGCAGCUUUGAUGGAUUGCAGUUCGAGACGCCGAGAUGCAGCAGCAGCAGCAGCAGGAGCAGCAGGAGCAGCAGGAGCAGCAGCAGCUGCAGCAGGUUUGUACGCGCUGCAGCAGCUGCUGGUGUCUGCAGCAGCAGCAGCAUCACAGGCAGCUGCUGCAGCUGCUGUGGAAGCAAAGGGGCUUAUAGGAGACAGCGAGGGGCCCCCCGCACCACAGCAAACUCUGCUGCAGCAGGCUGUCUCCUCUCAGCUAACAGAGGCAGCAAAGCAGCAAGGCCAGCGUCUCCUUAAUAUCGCCUGUCUGCACGAGGCCCGCUCCAUUGCUGCUGCGUUGGCGCCCGUAGCAGGCCUUAGUGAGGGUGCGCAUAUUAAGAAGGAGACAGCUGAGAGAGAGGUUCUCUUAUCUAAGGAAGCAGAGACAGCAGCAAGAGACAGCCUUCUUUUUAAUAAAAAGGAGACCGGUGUAGAGUAUAUGCUGGAGACAGCACGGAGACGACUGCGACAGAUUGCAGAGGCCCACGGCCUUCAAAUAAAGGAGACAGACGAAACCCUAAAAGAAGUAAAGGAGACACGUUAA